This is a messenger RNA of Brenthis ino (lesser marbled fritillary), 777 nucleotides long. NCBI's taxonomy places the organism in Eukaryota, Metazoa, Arthropoda, Insecta, Lepidoptera, Nymphalidae. The record is from the annotation of a GenBank genome assembly.
AUGUCAAUAUUAUUCAAAAACAUAGUAAUAGUGCAGGAUACUGGCAACACUAAGCCGUUGAUGACGAUUGCCUUUCCCAUCGCCGACAUAACCGGUUACCGGUCACCGGUAUUCAUUUGUCAUUUUCACGCCGUUGUCGUGUGGUGUCGGUGUCAAUUUUCUAACGCUGCAGUUUUUUUCAUUUUCAACAAAAUGCCCCUGCAACUGACCAAGCCCGCCCCCCAGUUCAAGACCACUGCGGUGGUGAACGGCGAGUUUAAGGACGUCGCGCUCUCGGACUACAAGGGCAAAUAUGUCGUGCUGUUCUUCUAUCCUUUGGAUUUCACGUUCGUGUGCCCCACCGAGAUCAUCGCUUUCUCGGAGCGCGCAGAUGAUUUCCGCAAGAUCGGGUGCGAAGUGAUCGGCGCCUCCACCGACUCUCACUUCACUCACCUCGCCUGGAUCAACACUCCUCGUAAACAGGGCGGCCUCGGCCCCAUGAACAUCCCGCUGAUCAGCGACAAGUCGCACCGCAUCUCGCGCGACUACGGCGUCCUCGACGAGGAGUCCGGCAUCCCCUUCCGCGGCCUCUUCAUCAUCGACGACAAGCAGAACCUGCGCCAGAUCACCAUCAACGAUCUGCCUGUUGGACGUUCCGUAGAUGAGACACUCCGUCUGGUCCAAGCGUUCCAGUUCACAGACAAGCAUGGUGAGGUGUGUCCGGCCAACUGGACCCCCGGAGCAAAGACCAUCAAGCCGGACACAAAGGCUGCCCAGGAGUACUUUGUGGAUGCCAAC